CUAACAAGUGCUGCCAUCACUAACACUUCGGCCAAUUCGGUCGGCGGGAUCAGUUGUUUACCUCUCGACUACGAACCCUGAAGCCGAUUUUAGUUUUGAUUUUUUUUUUUAUUUCCAUAAAAUGAAGUCUGUUAAUGAUCCGGCAAUUUUGGUUGAAUCAAAUAAAUUGUCCGGUUUUGGUCAUUCUAACAAAUCUUCCAAUGUGUAUCAAGAACCUGUUUCAGUUACAAUAUUAGGGGUUAAUAUAUCACAUCUCACCCAAACUACCCAGUUUGUUUUGGUCUCAUCAGGGGUGUUUAUUUUCUUCGUUCUAUAUGGAUACUUUUUGGAAGCUAUAUUUGUUCAGCCAAAUCUCAAGUCUCAUGGGCUGUAUGUGACAUUCAUUCAGUUUGUGUUAUACAGUUUGUUUGCAAUAAUAGAAUCACAGUUAAAAAAAGACACAGAAAGAAGAAUACCUGUGCCAACGUAUAUCCUAAUUUCAUUUCUCACAGUAGCAACAAUGACAAUGUCUAAUUUAUCUUUGGAAUAUUUAAAUUACCCAACCCAAGUUAUCUUUAAAUCAUGUAAACUUAUUCCAGUGUUAGUUGGUGGGAUAAUUAUUCAAGGGAAAAAAUACGGAACAAGAGAUUUUUUAGCAGCUGCUGUGAUGUGCAUUGGGUUGAUUUGGUUUACUCUUAUUGAUGUAACCAUUUCACUUAACUUUCAUCCUGCUGGUGUGUUAAUGAUUAACUUAGCCCUAGUUGCGGAUGCUGUUAUAGGGAAUGUACAAGAAAAGGCAAUGAAAAAAUAUGGAGCUUCAAAUAGUGAAGUUGUUCUCUACUCCUACUCAUUUGGAAUCAUUUACCUAUUAGUGGCUUUGAUUCUUAGUGGUCGCUUGAUUCCUGCGAUUACUACGGCUAAUCAGUUCCCAGUUUCAAUGUAUGGUUUAGGAUUUUUACUAUCCAUUACUGGUUAUAUGGGAGUAAAUCUGGUUCUUACGCUUGUCCGAGUUGCCGGAGCUUUUGCUGCUGUAACAGUUACGACGUGUCGGAAAGCCCUCUCUAUCGUGGUCUCGUUCAUUUUUUUUACAAAACCUUUUACGCUACAAUAUGUUUGGUCAGGAUGCCUCGUCGUCUUGGGUGUGUAUUUAAAUGUCCUUAGCUCCCAGCGGCAGCAAUCGCAUUUGAUAUUCAUUAAAAACAACUUUAUCAACACUGCAAUCAAUUAUGUUAAAAGACUAGUCACUAGGAAAAAAUUGGCAAAAGCUGCAAUUAGUGUCUAAAUAUUUUUUUUACAUUGUUUUGAUUCAAAUGUUACAAAUUUAAUAAUUUAUUUGGUGGCUGUUUUGGUUAAUCAACAUUAUCUACUGGCGUCGAAUGAAAUAAACAUUUAAAUUAA
Molecule: messenger RNA, 1377 nt
Organism: Daphnia pulex (common water flea)
Lineage: Eukaryota; Metazoa; Arthropoda; Branchiopoda; Diplostraca; Daphniidae
Gene: Papst2
Product: adenosine 3'-phospho 5'-phosphosulfate transporter 2-like
Exons: 8
Coding region: 122-1261 (379 amino acids)
Biological process (GO): transmembrane transport
Cellular component (GO): Golgi membrane; endoplasmic reticulum membrane
Molecular function (GO): 3'-phosphoadenosine 5'-phosphosulfate transmembrane transporter activity
Source: RefSeq, a predicted model, not a curated record